This is a messenger RNA of Fonsecaea pedrosoi CBS 271.37, 777 nucleotides long. RefSeq lists its product as uncharacterized. Lineage: Eukaryota; Fungi; Ascomycota; Eurotiomycetes; Chaetothyriales; Herpotrichiellaceae. Bases 1 to 777 code for a protein of 258 amino acids. The record is from RefSeq and is a predicted model, not a curated record. The transcript is spliced from 4 exons.
AUGAAGUCCUUACUCCUGCUGCUUUCCUGUUUGGUUGCGACCGCCGCAGCGUCUGGCCCGGUUUGCUCUAGUGGAGUUUACGCAUUGCUCGCACCUCUUCGCGGAUAUGCUCCCGCUCAGUCCUAUUGCACCAGCCAUUACCCACCGUCGACGGUGGUCACGACUGUGACACUGGUCAGCUCAGCUCCGGUCAAGGCCAAGCGACACUUCCAGACAACGACGACAACCAAAACGACCACAAAGGCUCCAUCGACAACAACGGUGAAACCUCCAUCUACCUCGACCACCAAGCCUCCUUCUACUACGACGACAAGGUCAACGUCAACAUCCGUUGAUCCCAAAGCUGCACUCUUCUCGACCUUGUUGUCCGAGGCUUCCGCCAUAGUCUCGACCCUCUGCUCAAAACGAUCACACCAUCUACCACCACCACCACCACCACUACCACUACUACUACUACCACCACCACCACCACCACCACCACAAGCACCAUUCCGACCACUACCCCAAGUACUACCACCACAACAACCACUACGACAACAACGACGACAACCACCACGACAAGCGCUGCGCCAUCCCCUGUCUGCUCAGAAAAUCUCGAAGCCUGCACCAGCAGUUCCGACUGUAUCAGCCUCGAUGUCACGACAGAUUGCACCUGCUAUUCUCGCAUCUCCGGCUGUGGAACUGACGGCGAUGGCGUCUGUCUACCAACAAAUCAAUUCAGCACCCCCACGCCCUGCACCGACGAUUCACAAUGCCCGUUUCUGUCUUACUGUGUAG